Akanthomyces muscarius is the source of this 1014-nucleotide messenger RNA. RefSeq lists its product as uncharacterized. The coding region runs from base 1 to 1014 and encodes 337 amino acids. Lineage: Eukaryota; Fungi; Ascomycota; Sordariomycetes; Hypocreales; Cordycipitaceae. Gene Ontology annotation, molecular function: dioxygenase activity. The record is from RefSeq and is a predicted model, not a curated record. The transcript is spliced from 3 exons.
AUGCCUUCUCUCAAGUCGCCCCCCGUCAUUGACUUUUCGGACUUUCUUUCUGGCGACGCCAAGCGUAUGCAACAUGUCGCGGAUCAAAUCCACGAGGCCUGUACCACACAGGGAUUCUUCCAAAUCGUCAAUCAUGGUAUUACUCUGCAGCUUCAGAGAGACAUCAUGAAGGCAUCCAAAGAGUUCUUUGCUCUCGACAAGGGUGAGAAGAUGAAACUGGACAAAUCCAAGAACAAGUACAACCGUGGCUACGAGGUUAUGCAUGGCCAAAUGAUCGAAGCCAAUACGCGACCUGAUCUGAAGGAAGGCUAUUACGUUUCCCGUGAUCUGCCUUUGGACCACCCGCAAGUGAAGGCUGAAAAGUUCGCUCAUGGCCCGAACGUCUGGCCCGAAUCUCUCGGGGAGCCCUUUCGCAAAAUCUGCAUGGACUAUUUGGAUCAAAUUACCAAGCUUACAGAGGAAGUACUUCGCGCCACAUCUAUGAGUCUUGGGUACGAUGCGAGCUACUUUGAUGAGUUCUGCAAGGAUCCUAUGUGCUUCUACAAGAUGCUUCACUACCCCCCUCAGCCGCCUGAUGCGCACGCGCUGCAACGAGGAAUCGGUGCACACCGAGACUUUGGUGUUAUUACGCUACUCCUCCAAGGCGACGUAGCGGGCCUUGAGGUCUGGGACGAUGAGGCCAAAGACUGGUAUCCCUGUCCCCCCGUUGAGGGCGCUUACGUUGUGAACAUGGGCAACCUAUUCGAGCAGUGGACAAAUGAUGUCUACAUCUCCAACGUCCAUCGUGUCAUCAACCGUUCGGGAACUGAGCGAUACAGUAUUCCGUUCAACUAUAACGGCAACCCAGACUUCAUCAUCAAAUGCUUGGACAAAUGCCGUGCCAAAUCUGACGACGAGAAAUAUGCCCCUGUGAGUGUCGAGGACUAUGUCGUACAAAAGUACAAGGAUGUCUACUCCCGCGCUGGCGUCUACAACCAAGACACAUUUGCACCUGUCAAGACAGCCGUGGUCUAA